UUCUAUUCAACUAAGCCAGUUAUAUCUGUUGUUGUUCAACCGUUUGAUUUAGACCUGCAGGAUGGUGCGAGCAUGCUGGAUAGUGAUUUUGCAUGCAUUGGGAGCAUCACAAGUGAUGUUCCGGUGUACGGUAACGGAAUACAAAAGACUGCGUUUGUGGGUCGCUUGUCCCAACUUAAUCUUAAUGGUCUGGAUCUGAUCAGGAUUAUUGGUGGAACGGCCGCCUACAGAGCAAAGGAAAGCAUCCACAAUCCCCAUGAUUCCCAUCUGGUAACCUUACUAUCUACCUGGAAGGAAAAUUUCGAGGUGACAGCUGUCAGUGCCAACGCUGAACGGAUUCGAGCGUUCCCAUUACAGUUUCAGGGCGACGGAGGGCUUUUAACGUACUCUCUCAACCAGGAAGCAUGUGUCAGCGUGAGCUUCGCCAUGAAGACCUCGGCGCUCUACCUAUGCAUUGACGACAUCCCGUCCUUGAUGAUUGAAGUAGAUGGUGUGAAAUUUGUGCCAAAGGAUCUUGCUGGCAGUUUGACUGUUCCUCGUCAUGCGCCUGACAAGUUGUACUUUGGUGGACUGCCUCAAGAACAUACCAGACGGCUACGGAACUACUUUAGGUCAUCUCACGGGUACGAUGGAUGCUUCGCAGAUUUGAAUGUAACUCAGAAGUCUAUUCAGGAGACUUCCAAUAAAGCGGAAAAGAGUAAUGUCAGAGUUUUUCAACACCCAGUAAACUCACAUCGUAUAACUCAAGAAGCAAGAGGAAUCAAAUUAGGUUGCAAGUUUCCACAAAAACAGGCAAUUGAUAAAAUCUGGAAUGUCAACAGUGCCCCAACAAUCUGUCAGCCAGGACUGUGUGGAUUUGGUGGGCGAUGCGUCCAGCAGCUCGAUACAUAUUACUGUGACUGUUCAAUGUCCGGAUUCAGUGGGCCUGUUUGUACUGACGUUGCUACAGCCAUUCGGUAUUCUGGCAAUGGAUGUGCCGUUUUCGAAUUCAACCCAAUGCGAAACACCUCGAGGGAUGCUAUUUCUUUUGGACUCCAGACGUUGCGGAAAUCCCCUGCUACGCUUCUUCACAUCACAAGUCAUAGCAAUUCCCUGGAUUUUCUUCGUCUGGAAAUUACGCCAUUCAGAGAAAGAUUAGUUUUGCGAUUAACAUACAAUAUGGGAAGUGGAAUUCAGACUAUACAGGAGCCAAAUGUGGAUUUGAGCGACGGGAUGUUUCACGUGGUUCGUGUCAUUCGUGAUAAUGCACACCUUCAACUUCAAGUGGAUUCAGGAAAGGUUAUCAACGCAACGACAAAAGGCAUGAAUUUCCUUGAUGCAAAAAGCUGA
Mesocestoides corti is the source of this 1329-nucleotide messenger RNA. The record is from the annotation of a GenBank genome assembly. NCBI's taxonomy places the organism in Eukaryota, Metazoa, Platyhelminthes, Cestoda, Cyclophyllidea, Mesocestoididae.